Messenger RNA from Cottoperca gobio, 2577 nucleotides. It is a transcript of the gene rftn1a, whose product is annotated as raftlin, lipid raft linker 1a. Lineage: Eukaryota; Metazoa; Chordata; Actinopteri; Perciformes; Bovichtidae. The record is from RefSeq and is a predicted model, not a curated record. Bases 1 to 2139 code for a protein of 712 amino acids. The transcript is spliced from 8 exons.
AUGUUUUGUUUCUUCACAGCCUUUGUCCCCCCUCUUUUUUUUUUUUCCCCUUCUCUCUUCCUCUUUGUUCCAACGUUUCUCCUCUUUCAAAAUACCUCUCUACUAUUUUUCCCUGCCUCUUUUGAAACCUAUCAUGUCCAUGUCUUGACCUUUGUUGUUGUCGUUGACCUAAUCUCACCCGUUCUUCUCCCUCCAGAGGUGCCGGUGUCAUCGGUGCUCUGCCUCUCCUCGGUCAGAGAGCUACCGGUUCAGGUCAGGGAACUCUACGCGCAGGGUUUUGUCCUGGUCGCCGUCCACCCGUUUGUCCAUCCCUGCGGGCCUCGUCACGCACACAUCCAGCGCCAGCUCCACCGGGCCGUGCUGGUCCGAGAGACGCCAAGUUCAGAGAAAAGCCAACUGAGGUGGGCGAGACAUCGUCUGGAGACAGACGUGUGUGUGGCAGGUCACCAGGCUGCUGAACCAGAAGUGAUCCAGAGCUACGUGAAGAGGAUCCAGGAUGUAGCAGAGCAAGGGGUGAUGUUUGUGGGCUUUCUGCAGCAGCCGGGCGGAGGACCCUGCUACUUGGGGCACUGGGACCCCGACGAGCUGUCCUCCUUACAUUCAAGCCCGUCGCCCAUACACCGACACCCCUUCAGCGCCAACAACAGCCCAACGGAUCCUACGGAACCACAUCAUAAUGACUCGGAGCAUGACCGUCACACCUUUGAACCUCGAGAGUUGGAUCACGAGGGUGAAGAACACGACACGCGGGACCACAAGACAAGAGAACCGGACUUCGGUCCUCUGAAACCCAUCCAGAGUUUAGAUCUUAACCAGGACGAGUCCAAUGAGCAGCUCCAGAACUUACAGAUCGACCUCGAGGAGUCACUAGAAUCGACGAACCGACAUCAAGAUCACAGCGGCGUCGACACAGUUCAGUGGCAUUCAAAUCAAAACCCAGCAGAAGAGAAAGGGAACCAGCGGUAUCCCAGCCCUCCAGAAGCUGCGGGUAUAAUCAGACAGCAGAGUUGUCGUCUACCAGACGUCCCAGGAUCCACCGAGAAACAUUUUAACCUUUCCAAUCAGGGGGAAGGACAAAGUUCAAGCUCCGACAGCUGGCCCAGCUCUCCAGAACUGGAUCGAACCCAUGACAGGAAGUCCAGCUCGAGCUGCACAGAUGGGCAAAGCAGAGCAACGACACACAACAACAACAACCUCCGGCUCAAGAGUUCAGAGAAAGAUGAGGAUGCAACUUUACCACCAGCGCAGGGUAGGAUGCAGCUCUUCGCCUUGUACAACCACACAGGGGAGCUGAACACUUCUCUGAGGUUCUACUCACUCAGGGUGCCACUGCAAGUGCAAAAGGAAGCGGGGCAAAUCACGGAAGUUGACACGCACUGGCUCGACCACAUGACUCAGCAUUUCACCAGCGGCGCGCACCUCAUCGAUGGCUUUUUCCACCUUGAAGACGAUAAUGACAAUGGCGUUUCAUCUGUGGAUAGCGUGUUCAUCUUCCAGAGCUCCGCAGAGGAGACCGCAAACACCUCCUACGAUGCCAUCGUGGUCGAGCAGUGGACCGUCGUUGAUGGUGUGGUGGUGAAGACGGACUACAUCCCCUUGCUCCAGUCUCUGGCGCCGUAUGGGUGGAGGCUGAUGUGUGUGAUACCCACACCCAUUGUGAAGACCAACAGUGACGGGAGUUUGUCGACCAAGCAAAUCCUCUUCCUUCAGAGACCCGUUCUGCAGCGCAAGAGAAAAGACUUCAAGAUGCGGAACCUCAGGGGUCGCAGCAAGGCGAAGAAGUUUACCGGGGAAACGGAAGAGGAGAGAGAGAACAUGUCCCCUCUGAUGGAGACGGAGAUGGACAGGUUGAGGAGAAACUCAAAAGAGGAGGAGGAAGCAGAGGAGAGGAAGAGCAGGGACAGCGGAAGGAGCGAGGAGAGGGAAGAGGAUGCGCGGCAUCAAAGGGGCUUCUCGUUGCUUUCGGGGAGCAGGGCUUCUGUCGAGGAACGGGAAGAGGAGACCGACAUUGACAAGAUCUCAAUGUCCGAGCAGGAGCUGAGAUGGACAGAUGUGUGUCAGAUAGAUGAUGGAGGGGUCAAGGAGGAGGCGAAGACGGAAGAGAAGAUCAAGCAGCAGCUGUUUUCCGGCGUCUGUUGACACAUUGGGCACAAAGCAGGCGAGGGGGGCCGGGGCCCGUUAAGUUGAUCAAAAACAAUGCCUUUUAAAAUAACUGUGUUGAUCUGGAUUUCUUUUGUUCCUCUGACAGCCCAGAUGCAGUCAGUCAUACUGUUACGUUCCCUCCAGUCUGCUCUGUUUGGGGCUUUAACACCGUUGCAAGGCUUUGAGGUUGUAGUUUCCACACGUGGGAGAGUGUUGUGCAGUUCUCUGCUUUGGGUCAGUGUUGCUAUUUGAUGUCUCCUUAUAUGAAACGAAACUGUGCGAGGCUAAUCAAGUCUCCAAGCCUUACGUGUUAUUUUCUUGUUGUAUUUUACUACUUUCUUGUAAUAGGACUGUUAAAAAAAAAAAAGAAGGGAGUACUGCUUUCACUGGGCUCGCUGUAUUUUAUAUGUAAAGUAUUUUAAUUUAAGAUAGAAA